GUUUUCAAGAUGCAAAAUUGUGUCGAAUAUUUACCUCGAAAGAGCUUCAAUGUUUACGACGUUGUUCUUCUUAAGUUAUUCGGGUUGUUUGCUGUCGUAGUUAUAAGCAUCUCGGGUUUUUUAGCCUUCGACACAUCAUUUCAUUGUUAUGACAAGACCAUUUCAAAGACGAAGGAGGCAUCUCUAAUAAAGGACAUCAACAUAAAAUGUUCCCUCGAGUAUCAAGAGAAAUUCCUCUUUAUCCUACCUAUGUAUGCUAUGUUCAUCUUAAACUUUGGCAUUGUCUUUGCUUUGAGUAUUAUCUAUGCAUACUUGGUGAAACAUCGUGUUGAGAAAUUUGAUUAUCCGACCAGAAUGACAACUUCCAAUAAUGAUGGCGAUGAAAAUCAAGAGAUGCUGCCUUCGCCAAAUCACGGCCAGAACCCGCGUGAUAUUCGUGAAUGUUUGGGUCGUUUUUCAACAUUUUCCAUUUAUGUCGUUUAUUUGCUUGUCGCUCGUAUAAUUCCAUUGUUGGUAUUUGCUCUGUGGAUACUUUACCCAGCUCAGUUUCCCAAGGAUUUCUCCUGUCCUUGGCCUCUUGAUAUGCAAGGAAAAGGAACAUCCAAUUUUAAUGUUACCCUCAAUUCACGAAAUAAUUUAACGAUUAUUGACUGUACAAAUCCCAUCGGCGGAAAAAGUAAAACUUUGGUUUAUAUCGUUGCAACAGUGGAUGUUUUUUUGGUGACAGUGACCUUUUUGGAACUUGGCUACCUCGCGUGGUUGACCUUAAAUGACAGGGAUUUUAUGACUGACCAAGAAUUCUGUACGGUGUACUUGUUGAGAAAGCGAAAAAGAAUUAGAAAAUUGGUGAACAAAGUUCGAGAGAGAUUCAAUCCUGACGAUGAAGAGGUCUUUCAAUUAAAGGAUGAUUUUGGCGGUCCUGAAAUUUCCAUGCGACCUCUUGAAGAUAUAUAUGUCAAUGUCGUCAUUCAAGAAGAGAGAGAACUCCUGAACGCUUACCCGAGGGAAUUUAAAAGGCAUGAAAUUUACCAAUGCCAUCUCAGAACCCCAAGGACAGUUACUAAGCUUACGAGCACAGCUGAUAUAUUUAAACCAACAAAAGACGGGGAGAAGCAGGCGUAUCCGCGAGCUAUCCUUGUUAUAGGACGACCAGGAAUUGGUAAGACCAUGCUAACAAGGAAGCUUUUACAUCAAUGGAAAAGACAAGAAGACGAGUUCUGGCAUGAAAAAAUUGUAAUCGUGCUUCAAUUUCGUGCAUUCUGCAAAGAAAACAACGUUACUCUUCGAGAAAUGUUGGCCUACGGUGAAGGAUUGUCACCACACGGCUUUAACGCUGUGUAUGAAACGACAUUGUCAAACCCAACCAAAACCGUGUUAAUUUUUGAUGGAUUAGAUGAGCUUAAUGUUGACGACGAGCUUUUGGGUGCAAGGACAAAGGCAAUUAAUGACCUAGGUGAAAAGAUGCCAGUGUUUAUAAUUUUUAAAAAAUUGUUGUGUGGUAAAUUGCUACCUGGUGUCACAGUAUUGACCACGUCACGACCAACGGCACAGCGUGUUUUUCAAAAGCUCAAAUUUGACAGAACAGUGGAAAUCUUGGGGUUUUUCGAAGAGCAAAUUAAAGAAUAUGUUUUCAAAUUUUGUGAGAAAAGUGCUACCGCUAAACUGAUUUGGAAUGAAAUUCAAGGAUCACCCGAAAUGCGCAGCUUGUGUUAUAUACCUGUCAAUAGUUAUAUUAUUUGUUUAACAUUAAAGGAAAGCGUUGAUAAUGAUGUGGAAGAUGAGUUACAAUUUUACGAGGGUUUGAACAGCAAUAUUCUAGGAACUAUAACUCAACUCUACAAAAGAGCAGUAAAAGUCUUACUAUAUCGACACCAUCCAGAAUACAAAUUAAAACCAAGGCCGCCUGAUUACCUCAAAAGCCCUUUUCCCAAAGAACUGGAGAAUGAAUUGAUGAAGCUGAAGAAAAUUGCAGAAAAUGGAAUUAGCCAAGACAAGCUAAUUUUUGAGAAACCCACGGCUGAUGAAUUUCGAACCCUGGCCAAUAGUGGCUUCUUUUAUCAAUUACCACACAAAGAACGGAACUUGUUUUGCUUUCUACAUUUAACACUGCAGGAGUUUCUUGCGGCAUCAAAGGUAGUUGAUGAUAUGGACAAAGUUGUGCAAUUUUUGGAUGAUCAUGUUAAAGAUCCCAAGUGGCAUUUGGUGAUACAAUUUGUAGCUGGUUUAGUUGGAGAUAAAAUUAGAGAAGAACCAAGAGAAUAUAAGAACCAAAAGGUCCUUGGUGAUAUUCAGAAAAGGUAUUAUAUUUUCUGUAUAGUAAACAGUAUAUAUUAGUUCACUGAAAUCUGAACGAAAACCGAGUCAGAUUUUUAGUCUUCGCCGACUUGUUCUAGUCUGAUGCAAAGCUAAAAACCGCGAGGUGGCUGUUAUAUGCGCCCUUAGAAAGCCUUGCACUCGAUCAUGUUGAGCUGUGUUCUUCGCAAUUUAGCUUAGCUCUCAGCUGCAAGUAUAGCCUGCGUAGCAGGCGUUUAGUGCGGGCGGGAGAGUGCAAGGCGUCAUCGAGGGAACGCCUUCCCAAAUGGCUAACUAAUGUGUUUUCGUCUGUUAAGGGUGAUUGACAUUUUGUAAUUAGGAUUUUCACCGGUUCAUCCAUUAUCCAAUCAUAGUCGAAAUUUAUUUUUAGCAUCAUGCAUGUUUUUUGCUCGGCAACUAGGGAGAUUGAGCAUGUGCUAAAACCUGGACGACGAUGGACUGGACGAUGGACGAUGGACGUCCAUCGUCCAGGUUUUAGCACAUGAAAUACAAUCAAAAUGAAGAGAAAAGUGAGAUGAAUAUACUGGUAUACGGCCGAAAAGAGAAAACCAACGAUACCAAAGUUAUAUCAAACGUACUGCAUUUUUAAUUAUAGUUUAAUAAUUUUGAGCGAUUUGUCAACAAACAAUUUCGCUUGACUUUCAAACAGUGGCGCCCAAAUUACUUUGAAUUUGUACUUGAGUAAAAGUAGAAGUAAUUAACAAUAAAACGACUUGAGUAAGAGUAAAAAGCACUGGAGGCAAAAGGUACUGAAGUAAAAAGUACAAAGUAUCCAUAAAAAAUACUUGAAGUGAAAAGUAAAAGUAAAAUUACUAUUGUCUGUAGCGUGUAAGAGACUUCUCCAAUAAAUUUACAUACAAAAGACACCAAACAGAAUACCAUCAUAUGCAUGCACCUAAUAUACAAUAUUUCACAGCAUGGUCUACUUUUUAGACCCAAAUGAAAAUAUAAGAAAUCCAUUAAAUAAAUAUUAAAUAAUGCGUAUAAGUAAGCCACAAACGAGAGAUCCCAGACGCAUCAGGAAUAAAUCACGUAAAAUUAAACAAAAGUUAAAAAGUAACGAAAUACUUCGCCACAAAAUGAAAAUAACGAAGUAAAACGUUACUUCUUAAAACAACUUCGUUCCAAGUAAAAGUACUCCAGAAAAAGUUUACUUUGUUACAUCAUAGUUAAUAUAAUGAGAGGGUUUGGAAGGCCGGGUCACGUGACAAAAUAACUUAUUGUUUUCGGUCACGUGGUACUUAUAGUGCAUGCUUUGAGGUGUUGACAUAUACGAUAGUAUAAUAGUUUAAGCCAAACAGAGCCUAAAAACAUUAAAUUUCAUUGAUUUUUCCACGAUGCCGGGAGCGAAUUGCUCCAUAACGGCUGUGAUACAUGUCGAAAUAGUGCUGGAGUUGGAAUUUUUCGGAUUCCUUCAGGAAAAGACUUAUUAUCAACGAAAACUCGUGAAGCGUGGAGCAACAUAAUUACAAAGGACCGCGUAGUGGAUGAUAAUUUGCGAAGGCAAAUCAGAAAAUGGGACGUUGUAUGUUUGCGAGAAGCACUUCAAGAAAGAGGAAUAUGAAAUGUACUUAUUUAGACAUUAUUCUUAAGACUUUAUAGUUUAAUAAUAAGAUUUUAUAGUGUAAGUCUCAGGCUUUUCACACUUUGUUUAUGUUAUGCUGUCCCCAGAGCCCAUCGUUGUGUGGUGCGAGAUUGGCUGAUUUUAUGGGUAAUUUUCUUCUGAUAAAUAGGAAUGUAUACCAAUUAGUUAACUUAAGAAUGACAUGAGUGUUCUUACUGUGUAUGUAUCUAUCUAUUUUCUGAAAAUUCAUAACUUAGAAGUUCAUUGUCAUCUAUCAAAAGUAGGUGGAGCAAAAAUUGCUGCAAUAGACAGUGUUAUUAAUUCCACAGUCAUAAUUCUAGAAAUGCACUGUAAUUCUCGAUGUAAUUUGUAUUAUGCUCAAAUCAUACAUUACACAAUGUAUGUUUAAUUAAGCCACAAUGCUCCUACUUUAUCCUUUUAACAUUUGUCUGAUGCCAUAUGAUUUUAAGAGAGAAUUUCUGUAAAGACUGGGUAAAAUUCAAAAAUUGUGGCACAAGUUCGAGAAAUCACCCAUCCUCAUUUUUUGUCCAAAGAUAGUCCACAGUGAACCAAUAAACGUGAUGGGUUUCUUUAGCCCGGGUUCCUUCUUCUUCUCGCGAAAAUUCACGCAAAAACUAUUUUGACCGCUAAAUGUUGCAAAUCAAGAUGGCGGACUGCUUUAUUUGAAGUGAAAAUAACUGUUUGUCGCUCGAUCGCCGUACGAAUUACGGUCAAAAAGCGCCCAGAUAUACACUAAUGAAGUGUUUACAAGUAAUUUAAUACAAAAAUAUUUGCAGUGCAUUUAUUACCGGCCUCCUGGGGAGCCGUCCAAAACAGGUCAUAUUUCAUGAACUAAAAAUGUUAAUUUAAGACAGUUUUUCUAAGUUGAAAUUCGAUCUGCGGUAUAGGUCAAUUCGACUCAAUAUUUUAGCUAUGACAGACAGAAGGGUUCUAUUCUAUUGGUAGUUUUCAUUGCCUUUGAGAUACUGACAGCAUUGCAAAAUUCAUUAAAAUCAUAACAAUGGCGCCCGAUAACCUGUGAUGAUCGAUAGGCGUAUUAAACCAAGACGUUGCAACAAACAUUGCUACUCACCUCAAAAUUGACUAAAAACGUCACCAAUAAGAAAAUAUCACGUACAGACACAUACACAUACACUGUAGCAAUAGGGCAUAUAUAUCUUAAAAGAUUCCAUUUUUCCUGGGAAGUAGACAUGACCAUAUUGACCGGCAUCUGUGCCAUCACAUCGGUUUGAACGGCAAUCGCCAUUAUUAUAUAGACAAUAUUCCAACGAGAUUAUCUAUAGUGCGAGUUGCGAGUUGCGAGCUGCGAGUUGCGAGUUGCGAGUUACGAGUAUAUUGUUAAUUUCUAAUAACAUCGGGUUUAAUUUUAACCCAGGGUUAACACUAACCUAGCUUUGAAGCACCGAACAAGGUGUUUACACCUGUGGUUUACACUAAAAAUUCAAAUUGAAAAUUGUAUGGCAUCCUGGCGGAUGUGAUUUUAGCUUUUCUCAAUUUGGCGCCAAUUUUCAGCUUUUGAAAUAAACAUUCAUUGCAUUUAUUUUUAUACUUACAAACUUGUAAAUAGCAAUCGUUUUGAUAUACUGAUGGUUUUUUCCCGUGUUUAGAUAAAGUUUAUGUAUGUAUAUGUAUGUCUAUGUAUAAAUUGUAUAAAAUAAAUUGUACUUCCGAUGAAAAGGACUUGAGUUUUAUAGGGUUCCCAGCGUUCAGUAUAUAUAAACAAACUGAGUCGAUGUCUGGUCAUACUUACUAAUAAAAUUAAAUAACCAUUUUAAGAUUAGAAAGCACAAAAUGGUCUGGAUAACUACUAGAUUUUAUUAAACACAGAAACGGCAAAUAUAAACUUGCACUUUUAUUUUCAAUAUAAUUAUUUUAAUUCUUGAACAUACGUAUCGAUGGAUCUAACAAAGUAAAAAAGCAAGUAAAGGCCGAUUUUUAUCUCGUCCGUAUCGUAGCAUUUUCUUUUGUGUCGAAGUCUUAGUUACAGGGACCUGAACUUCGAAGGUCAUUAUAUUUAUGAAACAAAAAACCCUUCGACUUUGCCUUCCAUGUCGUCCAUAUUAAUAUACUUUCAAAGCCUAAUUCAAAGCGAGGCUAGCGACUCGCAACUCGCAACUCGCAACUCGCAACUCGCAGCUCGCAACUCGCAACUCGCAGCUCGUAACUCGCAACUCGCAGCUCGCAAAAUAGCCGACUCCUAUUCCAACAGACGUCUAUCUUGACUAAAUGUUUAUUCAGAUUUGAACAAUCUUGGAAAUAUCCGCAUAAUAUUCAAACAUUUAGCCAUUCGUUGGAAUCAUUGCCGCGUAGGGUUUUCGCCCUCCAAUGUUUACCUUAUUCUGCGCCGUCAUGUUAAGACUGACACAGGUCAGUGGAAAUUUAUUAAUUAAUGUUGUUUAGAUGACAAUAAAAGAUGUAGAAGAUGCUUCUAUAUCCUGAUUAUUACUAUUACAUUAAUAAACUUUAAAUAUCACUUUCUAGGCAUAAAAACAACUUUUAUCAAAAAUUAAACCUUCUGUUUUCAACAACUUAGACCUAUAUAUUAUUGUACAAUGUCGAUAUAUACCUCCACAAACAUAGCUUUACAAGGUCAGUUUCCGCUUUUAAUCGAAUUAAAAUAAUUUAUAGGUUUCUACGCUUGGUUUUGUUCCCUUGGCCUUGACGAGUAAAAUUGUCUAGGCCUUUCGCCUUCAGCAGGGGCGUGGUAGCCACUGUUCACAGGCGGAGGGGAGGGGGGGGGGGAGGCUAACUGCUAAUUUUCCCACUGAUAUUCUGUGUAAACCCUCUGAGAAAACUUUAAGAAAAUGCCUGAAACUUUCCUACCAAACCUCAAAUUUUAGCAAGAUUUUCGAUUUUCCGAGUUCCGAUUGCGAAAUGUUCGACAAAUCUUUAACCCACCACGGGCACGACGCCCCCAUCUUUCUGUGCCCGGUGGAACGAUUUUACUCGUCAAGAAGAGAUCUUCAGCAGAGUAGCUUUGCACUAUUAUAGUGUCCGGUGGACGGGCUGUUAAUAAGAAAAUGUUAUUAUGUUACAGCGAGCAAUAUGUUUGCAUAUAUGUAGCGCUAACACAAAUUGUCUCUCAAAAGACGUGCAGUGUAGCGCAAAAAUUACCCGCGACAUGUGCAGCCAGUGCAGAACUCCUCGAUUUUUUCAAUGUAAGGCUGUUUGCGUUUGGCAGACACAUCUGUGGCGUCGAUUAUCAAAGAAUCACAGAUCUCUUUGAGGACGGAUAUGUUAAAUUUCUUUAACUGUGACCUUGAUAUGAUAUCACACAAAUUGUAUGUCUCAUACAUGAUUGGGUGCUGUGGCACCAAUUCGCGGGCAACUUCGUUGGUGAGCAGUUCAAUGUGGGCUUCCAUUGCUGCGUUUUCCAAAUCGUCAAAGUCUUCAUCAUCUUCAUCAUUGCCCUCCUCAGACAGCCUUUUUUUCGCUGCUAGGCGAGAGAAGAAGCUCGUUACCUGAGAACUUGUCAAAAAUUCUUCGCUGGUAAACAUUCUUUCUCCAUUUACAUUUCAUACUGUCAGCAUUGCACGAGCAACGGAAGAAGGAUCUGCUUUCUGACCAGUUUUUUCACCAAUUUGGAAUUUUCCUAUCAGAUAGUCCUUUUGUUUCUUUGAAAACCGAGCUUUCUUUGAUGAAGACAUCAGUGCCCAACCCAUUGCUAAGUCAGCUGCACAGUCGACUACAGGAGUCAUUUCUUUUCCUUCCGUUGCCCCUAUCUCUGGUAUCCAAACCGCCUGGCCCUCUAAAGCCUCCGCAUAGCUCAGAACCGCUUUAUCUAACUGAGUUUCACGUUCCAAAACUCUGCUAUGUUUUUCACAAUCUAAAUGCCUUUGCAAAGAGGAAUGCCGCAAGAAAGUUUGAUUGCAUCCUUCUUCGGGACCUUCACAUGGACCCUUUCCUCCCUGCGGAUCAGAAAAAUCCAAUCCUUUGACGGUGACGCCAUGUUGCAAGCCCAAUACUCUGGCGCUAGCUAUGAUUGGACCACAGUGAUAGCAGCCAGCGUUGUCUUGACGGUAGAAGACUGACUUCAGGCCAGGCAUGAUUGACUUGAGCUGCUUGAUAACAUCUGCCAUAACUGCAAGAACUGCGCAGUUAUCUUGACUGCAACUUGGUAAUAUGUGGACCAAUGUUAGCAUCUCCACGUCCCCAGUGACACCUUUUCUCGUUGCUACUGUUAUAUGCCAAGGAAUUCCACGUUUGCCAAACCAAUCUUUUUUACUCUCCCUGUAUUUUCUAGGCAAAUACUUCAUUGCCCAGUCUUGCACCAAUAGCACUGAAGACUCGUCUAGUUUUUCCAAAACGUCAGUCCGUGCAGCGUCCUGGUUAACUGAUCGAAGAAGGUGGGAUUUCCAAGCCAAGAUCGCGCUUUUUGCUUGCUUAACUCUAAACUGGAGCUCGUCUUUAACUGUGUCAGGUAGAAGAUUAGCUCUCUGUUCCACCAGGGCAGCUUCGAUGUCUUCGAUUGUAGAUGUAAGCAUAUUGCAGCGGUGACAAGUGCGGGAAUGUUCAUGAUCGCAGGUGACCUGGAAGGCUUUUUUCUUUGGAUCACUUAAAGCAAAUGGUCUACAGUGAUCAGCCACAGUAGAACAUGGAGACACGUGGACCUUAUAAUCGCUUUUAAGGUAACGCUUGCCUUCUCGUAGUCGCUUCGGCUUUUCUUUGGCCCAUCCCAUCCCCUGGCCUACGUCUCCAAGCGUCUCGGCAACACCACAAAGGUCAUCGAAUGCUUCAGCACCGGCAGAGCUAAUGUAAUCAAGCCCUUGAAGAGAUUUACGGGUGGAAGCUGCACAAACGUUCAAAAUUCGAAGCAAACUGCUGCGACUCAAGGGUUUAAAUCCCAAUUCUUCACCGUAAUUGAUAUACUGUGUCGCUAUUCGAGCUGGAACCAUCGUUCUUAUAACGUUGGGUACUUGUAUGGUCUCCUUGGUCGACAAUGUGAUUAUCUUUUCUCCAAAAGGCAAGUCCUGAGCGAUAUGCAAACUUGUAAUAAAGUCGAUAAAAUGGUCAAUUUGUGAGGUAGACACUCGUAGUCUAGAUGUGGUAGUAUUCUGUACUGGCGCCCCUCUACCCUGGAUCAAACAAUGACGUUUGGCUUCAGUAAACAUGUAUUUGGUGAUGUUCGGUAUCCAGUGCUGUAACCGUUUGAGUGGCAUUUUAUCCGCCAUAAUAUCGAUAGAAUUUGUCGUCGUGUCUCCCAGCAAUCAGCAGCAUUGUAGCAUUCCGCAAGGGCCAUCAUUAACGUUUCAUCGAGACCAUGGCAACCAGACAAAUCUUCGUAAGUUGGAUAAUUCCCCGCCAUUUUACUGGAUGAGCACACUGCCUCGAACAAUUGCAGUGCAUCAUUUGGUGCAAUAUCACUAACCACUGCCCUUACAGCCUGCCCAGUUUUACGAAUGUAAUAGCGCUUUGUUCUUUCGUUCGCAUCAUUCCACGGCACGCUCAUUCUUGAACGGAUCGGGCUGACGUCGCGGGAAUGCAAAUAUUGGUUAAGCGCACUAUGGGUUUUGCCGUCCUUCUGCUCUUGCGUGAUCAUAUCACCAGAACUGCUUUCACUGGAGGACUCACUGUUUGGUGGUAAAUAAAGGCUUCUAGAGGGGGUUGCUGGGCUACUGGUGUGUGGUUGAAGGGUAGAAUUUGUUUCAUCCUGCGAAUCAAGUUAUACUCGAUAUUAAACUGGUGUUUAAAAACAAGUUUGCUGCACAUACGUACAAGAACCCAAUGUGCCCGUGUUAUCAAUUUAUUUUAGUUCUUUAUUUGUGCAAAGACAUGACUAACUGGUGGUUUGAAAAUGUAGAAGGCGCUUUAUUUUAGAAUUUUAUACAACAUGUUCCCAGGGCGUAUUACGAAAGAGCCGGGGAACGAGGUUGAGAUCUAAAAUUAUGCUGGGUGUGUGCAUUCUUGUCCGCAGAGCUUUUUUCUCACUCGGUUCCUCGUGGAAAAUAAGGCUAUGGAAUUGAUGGCCAAAAAAUAUCUGAUUGGCUAUUAUUAUAACCGUGCUAAUCAGUGAAAUGUACAACUUUUCAUUUUAGUGAGCAAUUUAGCACAAAACAAGUCAGUAACUCUGUAAUAUUUUUUGAAUACUUCAUUUAGUACCCCUAGAUCUAGAACUUGUUCAUUUGGAGGCAUGCGCAAUGUAAAGGAGACAAUUUUGAAAUGUGUAAAAAACUAUAAAUUUAUCAAAUUAUCUCAUAGAUUUGUGUUAGUAUAAGUACUUUGGCAUUUUCAGGUCAAUCUAACACUGAAAACAAACAAAAAAUUUAACCUCGAAAAAAGAGAGAGCGGUGUGUGCAAGCCUCAUUUUGAACGGCUUGUGCAAACAUGAAUGAGGGGUUUAAAAUAAAAUCCAAUUUGAAUUAACGGCUAAAUUUAUAGUUUUCUAGACAUUACAAUUUGUCUACUUUUUUGGCAAACCCUGUAGUGCAGAAAAUGUGCACUUCCAGAAUGAGCAGUCGCGCGAGGCCGCAAGGUCUGCGGGCGAGGAUGGGGGUGUGCGCGGCAUAAUAAAAGGCAUAACGAGUAUGUACCUUGUAUGUCAUCGCUAAAACGCGUAUGAUUGCACCUUGUAUGUCAUCGCUAAGACGCGAACGAUCUCGCUAACAUACUCGCUAGUUUUAUGAUCUCGUGCACACUUGCUGCAUUAUAAACCUCUAGAAAAAUAUAAAAAGUGCAGGCUAGAUAUGACUUUGUGAUAAAGGCAUUACAGGACAUUGCCCAUGUUGUUGUGUAUUUACUGACCAAUGAAAUAUUUCCAAUUGCCAUGGUGAUGGUUGCUAUGCCUUCAGUCUCUUCAUACUUCGUUGAUGGGGUUCCAGCAAUGGGAGAUGAUUCAGCCAUUAUAGUAAGUCUGCAACUACAGCAUAUUCCUGACAAGAGAGAAACGUUUAUGUAAUCUUAAAUUUUAAGACUUUUGGUUAAUGAGUCGCAGAACUAGUCCUGAACAGAGGGAUUACUUAGCCCUACAAUUUCAUUGCACCAAAAUUUUAUAUUAUUUUGGCGUGAAAGUGCGUAAAGUUCCCAUCGUCACUGCAGGGAAGCCUGUGCUGGUUUGAUUAACUGGAUAGACAGAGUGCGUAUCUAUGUUUAUAUCACAUUUGUGUCGGUUUUCUUUGAUCGUCCGAGGUUUAUAACUAUAGCUAAUCUACCUUGAAUAAAUAAUUAGAUCAAACUUUUCGACAAAACGCGAGAAUUUUUCAUCGAAAAUUUUUGAAAAUGACAAAAUAUGUUAGAAAACCUCCACAACUGUGAUAUAAGUUAGUUAUAAACCUCGAAAGUCGGUUUAUAACUGAUAUUUUGCCCUCGGACGCUGCGCGUCCUCGGGGGCAAUAUAUUAGUUAUUAACCUCCUUCUCGGUUUAUAACUCUAACUUGCUGGUGAUUAUAUUACGUUUACAACAUACCUGAACCAGCAGGGAUGAAUAUUCCUGUCCGACGCAAUAUUGUUUUCGACAAUGAUUUAUUGAUCCCACGAUCUGCCUUACGAGUUGAUCUUCCAGGCUGCUUAGGACUAGCCAGAUCUCCUGGAACUCGGCAGCGUUGGGAACCUCUACGACAUCCGAUACCCAACGAAGAUCGAUGUGACGGGCAGAUUGUCAUUUUCUUUAGAUCAGGCGGACAAGUGAAAAUCGAUGCACUCGCCAGAAUUAAAUUGACUUCAGAAUCAACAUCGUUGAUUCCCAUCCCUCUAAUAUGACCUGUAAUGUCUUUAGUGCAUGAUGUGAGUGGAACAGUGGUUGAAUCUUCAACUGGGUCUCUGCUCCGUUUGUCAGGACCACAGGAGCCACCAACAAGUCGCUGGAACGAACAAUUCAUCGCCUAAAGUUUUCAGUUUCGCUCUCUCUCUCUCUCUUUGGUUUGCCAAAUGCCAAUAGACUUUAACUCUCACGAGCAAGUGUCAAGGCCAAGCUGAUAACAACGGAAUCUUAUGCGACGCCGAUUAAGUGCUCGCGGCACGCGUUGACAGUAUAUCAAUUUUCCGCGAUUUUGUUUGAAAUUUUAGGCAUACUUCGAAACCCGGACCGGACUCGGACUCGGACCCGGACUCGGACUCGAAGAAAAUCCGGACUCGAGAAAAACCCGGACCCGGACUCGAAGAAAAUCCGGACUCGUGUUUAACAAAACCCGGACUUGACUUUUGAAAACCCGGACUCGAAAUAAGGCAAAACCGGAUUCAAAUCAAGGACUCUGUGUACGAAAAUGCAAAGGUUUUUUGGAAAGGUUUAAUAAUUAGUAACAUGAUAAACGAUGAUCUCUUUAUAUCUUUAUCUCGAUAUUUUUAAUCUUCUGCUGUUAACAAAAUAAUCACUUAGAUAUACUGGAACCAAAUCAUUUAGGCACUUAUAAGUUAUUAAAAACUAAAAUGUAUUGAUGCACAACGAUCUACAAUUAGUAGCUAGUACGAGGGUAGCAUGUUGAUUGUUGAUUCUCAAUAAUAACUUGAUUUAUUGUCAAACUUCAUUGUCAGUAUCGAGCCGCGGUUGUAUGCACGGCAUAUGGGGCAAUUGAUGAACGCAUUGCCUAACGAGAGAGUCUCAAUAUCAAAUUUACGCCAACCAUCCAACGCGAAUUUCACUGUCGGCCGCGGGUGCAGGCUUGCAGCUGUUGCUUUCAUUGUGAUGUGUUUUCUACUACUUUCGGAUAAAGAAUAAUUGCAGGUGUUCAAUUCGUGUUUAUGGACUUUAUAUUAACGAAAUAGAGAAAAUAAACGUGUUUCCAGUAGCGUCUUGUCCAACUAUUUGAGAGCAUGUUAUAAUAUCAAAUUUAUGUCCAUCCGCACAACAACGCUCGAAUUACUUCACAGUCGGUAUUUAGGCGCGGUUGCGGCGAUACCUUCAUUGCCUUCAACAUGAGAUGUACUUUUCCGGCGUUCUUUUCGAUUGGUUGAAGUUAUACUUUUGAUUGGUUGAAGUCUAGUUAUUUUUCGUGUCAUUUUGCCGAUAGUGAGGUCGAAUAUGUUGAGGAUAUAUUUUACCCUUGCCGCCAUCGAUCACGUUGAGUCUGCUAUGCUGAGUCAGAUUUUAGUUAUUAAUUUAUGUCUUGGGUAGAUCAUAGUUAAUAUAAUGACUAUGUAGAUUUAGCUACUCGCAGGAGUAUGUAUUUUACAAAUAUGUUGGGUAUGGUCAGCGUGGUAAAUAAAUUUUUAAAUUAAGUAAGUAAGCAAGUAUGUAUAAGGCUAAAUGAUUUGUUUAGGUAGGCUAUAUAGUGAUUGUUUUGUGAGGAACCAUAUAGUAUGAUAACUGAUUAGUAUCCUCAGAUAACGCAUAACACUGAGUCACUAGUAGAAGAAAAAAAUAUCUAUAUCUUUCGAAACAAAAGCUUAUUGCUUUUGAAAUAAAGUAUUUUAUUAUAUACAAAAGCGAGAAGAGAAAGGGCACCCGCGCAAGAGCACAAAUCCAUUUAUCCGCGAGUUAUUAGCGAUAAACCUUUGCAUUCUCGUGCACAGAGUCCUUGUUUUGAAUCCGGUUUUGUCUAUUUCGAGUCCGGGUUUUCAGCAGUCAAGUCCGGGUUUUGUUAAACACGAGUCCGGAUUUUCUUCGAGUCCGGGUCCGGGUUUUUCUCGAGUCCGGAUUUUCUUCGAGUCCGAGUCCGGGUCCGAGUCCGAGUCCGGUCCGGGUUUCGAAGUAUGCCGAAAUUUUAUCGCAUUGAUUUUAGUAAAUUUUAAAUCAAACAGAAUUCUGAUGAUUUGUCAAAAAGCCGUUCCUAGACUAAGCAAUCUCAAACUCUUUUGCAGGUGAUAUUUUCCGCAAAAGUGAGUCUAGUUGUAAGUGACGUAAUCAGUAUUAUGCAAAAAUUUCCACUGACAUGUGUCAGUCUUAACAUGACGGCGCAGAAUAAGGUAAACAUUGGAGGGCGAAAAUCCUACGCGGCAAUGAUUCCAAUGAAUGGCAAAAUGUUUUAAUAUUAUGCAGAUAUUUCCAAGAUUGUUCAAAUCUGAAUAAACAUUUAGUCAAGAUAGACGUCUGUUGGAAUAUUGGGGGCGCAAAAAUGAAAAAGGGGCGCCGAAUUUUAAAAGUGGGUGGGAAAAAACCCAUUCUCGAAAAAAUAUGGUCACUUCCGCCAAGAAAAGACGUGUUUAUAGGCUACAGUAUAAAACAGACUAAGCGCAUUGGCGACAUAUAUUAAAUUACAGACUAUUUUGCCUAACCGUAUUUGCUACCUCACAGCUCACACGAAAUCGUUCAUAUAGAAACAUGAUCAGUGAUCACAGGCAAUGUCUCAUUACCGGAAUAUUGGUCAGGUUUCGAUCGAAGCGAUCACGAGAAUUAUGCCCUUUUUUGCUGGUAUUAUGCCCUUAUAUUAUGCCCUUUAUUAUGCUUCACGAAUCACGAGAGCGCGCAAAUUAGAUAGUUGAAGUUAUGAUAAUUGAUGUAAAGUUGUGUACGCAAUUUAGUUGUUUGCACAAGAAGCAUGGGUAAGGUAAGUAAUGAAAUAAUGCUGAAACAUGCCCUUUUGGCAGCCAGGCAAAGAAACCUUAGAAUGCAUGUGCGUGGGGUGCCCGUGUUAUUGUAUAAAAGAGCUUUAAGUUGUAAAUGUGCUCAGAACAGUAGAUCAGUAGAGCACAGAAUUGGGAUUCGAUUAAUCGCUGGAAGUAGUUAGCAUUGCAUAAUUUAAGUACCACUACCAAAUUCUAACCAUAUUGCAAAUUUCGACACGUUAUAAUGCCGUUUCCUGACCAUCAGAUUUCUGUCAAAUCUUCCCCCAAAGUCCAGGAAAUGGCAUUUCAGAGACUCUAAAUUCAAAAAUGUUCCUGCGGGGCAUGCCUCCGGACCCCCCUAGACAAACCUCGCACCUGCGGCACUCGGCUCGUGCCUUCGGCCCUCGUUUAUCAAGUGUAACAUUAUAGGGGCGCAUAUUGGCUGACAGCCCACUGGCCCCUCCAGAAAAAUAGUACCCAGCACGCCACUGAGUUUUGAGUAACAGAUACCGGUGUCCCAGUUGAUUUGGACCCCCGUAGAUUUGGACCCCCGGUCCAUAUCCACUAGUAGAUAUGGACCCCCCGGUCCAAAUCUCCUAGCAGAUAUGGACCCCCGGGGGUCCAAAUCUACUAGUAAAUACGGACCCCCGUUGGCGGAUUUGGACCCCCUUCAAAAGUUAAAUAUAUGUAAUGUGAACACAAUAAUAUAAACCAAAUUAAUAAUAGCGAUCAAUCUGAAGUAUUUUAUCAUAGGAAAAUAGAAUACAGUGUGACUAAAAUCUAUGUAUAGUAUUUGCCAAUAACGAAUCACUGUUUAACAAAAGCGAUAGAAAUGGCAUUUGGAUCGACACGAAACACGAUUUUCAUGAAUGUUUUUGAAUCUAAACUCAUCUAAAUGGAAGCCUGUGACCAUCCACCAAUGAUUUUUAACAAAAACCAUAUAAAUAGCAUAUUAGAGCAACGCCAUCCAUGAAUAUUUUUAAACAAUAAGUGAUGUUUGUGAGUCUUUGCUAAUGGGCUUUUUAACAAAAGCCAUAGAAAUAGCAUAUUAGAGCAACGCGAUUCCAUGAAUAUUUUUAAACAAUAAGUGAUGACUUAUCAGUUGCCUUGCAGCUAUAUAAAUGUUUUAGUGUCAUUCGUGAUUUCAAUGCGAAUAGAACUAUAAUCUCUGUUUAACGCAAAAUGGCUGAUUUGACUGCGUACGAAGAAGUAUUUCAUUAUCUUCGCGACAACGAGUACCCCAAUUCUUACAACAAAGACCAGAAGAGGAACACCGUUAUUGGGGUUGUUUUUAGUAUAUAAAAGUGUUUAAAAAGCGGGGGUCCAUAUCCGCUAAAGGGGGUCCAUAUCUACUAGGAGAUUUGGACCGGGGGGUCCAUAUCUACUAGGAGAUUUGGACCGGGGGGUCCAAAUCUACUGGGGGGUCCAAAUCCGCUGUGACACCGGUCAAUAUGGUCAUGUCUACUUCCCAGGAAAAAUGGAAUCUUUUAAGAUAUAUAUGCCCUAUUGCUACAGUGUAUGUGUAUGUGUCUGUACGUGAUAUUUUCUUGUUGGUGACGUUUUUAGUCAAUUUUGAGGUGAGUAGCAAUGUUUGUUGCAACGUCUUGGUUUAAUACGGCUAUCGAUCAUCACAGGUUAUCUGGCGCCAUUGUUAUGAUUUUAAUGAACUUUGCAUUGCUGUAUCUCAAAGGCAAUGAAAAGUACCAAACUAUUUUUUGUUCAGGAGUUAAAUAUAACCCUUCCGUCUGUCAUAGCUAAAUUAUUGAGUCGAAUUGACCUAUACCGCAGAUCGAAUUUCAACUUAGAAAAACUGUCCUAAAUUAACAUUUUUAGUUCAUGAAAUAUGACCUGUUUUGGACGGCUCCCCAGGAAGCCGGUAAUACAUGCAUUGCAAAUAUUUUUGUAUUAAAUUACUUGUGAACACCUCAUUAGUGUAUAUCUGGGCGCUUUUUGACCGUAAUUCGUACGGCGAUCGAGCGACAAACAGUUAUUUUCACUUCAAAUAAAGCAGUCCGCCAUCUUGAUUUGCAACAUUUAGCGGUCAAAAUAGUUUUUGCGUGAAUUUUCGCGAGAAGAAGAAGGAAACCGGGCUAAAGAAACCCAUCACGUUUAUUGGUUCACUGUGGACUAUCUUUGGACAAAACAUGAGGAUGGGUGAUUUCUCGAACUUAUGCCGCACUUCACCCACUCCUUGCUGACAUCUGCUCAAAAAUCUGCUCAGUCAAAAAUCAAUCAAAAAUCAAUCUGCUCAAAAAUCAAUCUGCUCAGUUUUAACUCUUAAAGAGUUAAAACUCUUUAAGCUGCAAUGCUUAAUCUGCACUGCCCUUGAUGUGUAAAAUUGUCGGAUGACAGACACUGACACAGUACGUAAAAGAGCACAUUGAGAUAUGUUAGCCUAUUAUCUCCAAUUAGCUUAUUUAAACUGCAUGACUAAAUUUGGCUAAUGAGAGAAAGUAAUUUAAGUGUAUAUAUAUAUUUAUAUAUUGUUGUUAUUACUAUGUGUUGAUGAAAAGAUUGCACAUAAAAAUAUGAGGAUAAUUCAUUAAUACAGUAUCAUAUUUACAUUUAAUAUGAUAAUAUCAUUGAUAGAACGUUAUUGUACUAUGUACCUGACUAUUUCUUUUCUUCACCGGCAAUCUUCAAGCAGAGAUGGAUUGUCAUAUUUUUUGGGGGGGGGGGGGGGGGUGGCAACGCCCGGAAAGGCCAAGGAAAAAGUUUAACAAAGUUUGUUUUCUAGUCCUGCAUGGUGAGAUCUCAUCACCUGAGACCAUAAUUUGGUAAUUUUACAAAUUUAGUAAGAAUAAUAAAAUAUGAAAUUAUCAAAUCAAAAUAUAUAUAAUUUGCAGGAGUGCAAAAACUUGGGGGCAGUGCCAAAUGCCUCUGGGGGAGUGCAAAUUAUUACUGGGGAGGGGGGCGCACCCCCAGAAAAUCUGUGCCUGUCUUCAAGUCUUUUCAUAAAGCUUUCUUUUUCUGUGUACCCUGACUUAGCUUAUAUCUAUUUACAAUAUCCUUAGCAAAGGAAAACAUCUUACAGUUACAUAUAAUUUGACUGAACAUUCUCUAAACAUAAAGAUUGACAUUCCAUUGAAGUUUCUACAUCACAGUUUUGAAUAAUGUUGCACCACAAGUUUGUCACAAGAGGAGAAGUUAGGACUUCAUUCACAAUUGUGUCUACUGGUAGACAGUGACCUUGUCUUUAUUUGAUGUGUGUUUUUUAAAUAUUAACUCUGACACCUCUGCAAUGCUUACAAUCCAUGAGUGUGGUGACCAAAGUCCACCCCUCAACAAGGAUGAAAUGUAUUCAUUGGCCUCUGUGUCCUGUCGCAUUGAUGACAUCGAGGCUUGGAUUUCUUUGUUCCGGGAAGAAUUGCUCCUAUAACAGUUCUUGCUUUUCUGGUAUAAAGAUCUUAAUAUCACAUGGCCAGUCAAAUAUGGUAAUGGUCCAAGCUCCUGAGGUGACAAAGAUAAUUCUUCCUAAAAUUCAAACAAGAAUCUAUGAUUAAAUAUUCUAAUUACAUUUGUUUGGCUCUGAGAGUGAAACAGCCCUUUGGUGGCACAGAAAUGUUAUCUUUAUCCAAGAUGCUUCCCUUGACAAGUAAAAUCGCCUGGCGUUAAACAGAGUAAAUACUAAAGUAGGGCAUACAGUUAUAGUCUGUUAUACAGUUUUUCGUCAACCAGCUGAACCAAGUGUGGACCUAUACCACGUAUUAAUUCGGCAACUUUUUCUACUAAUAUCACUGUUUGAAAUGUAGAAGAUCCCUCACCAAAUUCUGCAACAUGUUUCAUACUGCGUCGGUGUCUUGUCAGGCCACCUUUGGCUUUGCAAACUUUCUCACAGAAACUGCAACUCUGCAAGGAAACUGUUUCUUUCCUUCAACCUAGAGACUAUGUAUUGUAAGGGAAAAUAUUCAUUAGGUAAAUAUCUAUGUUUACAGUAAUAUAUGUAUAAAAAUUAUCGUCUAAAUUUUAUAUUUCAUACCUCUUCAAGCGCUUGUUGAACUUCAAUCUGAACUUCAUCCACCUCGAGAAACGCAGUUGUUUACUCGAAAUCGUCCUCAAAAGGUGAACAAGAGCUUUCUAAACGCUCAGUAUCAAUUUCCUCAUCUAUUUCCAUGUUUCUAAACCUAAAACGUGCGUUUUCAACGACCUUUUCGAACGGCUUUAGCAGUGUGACUUCGCUUCACUUGAAAUACGAUAGCUCGCAAGCUCCUGGCACCCUUUGGUAUACUAUGGCCACUAUUUGUUGCAUAUUAGUUUCUCAUCCGGGGCUUCACAUACAGUUGAUGCGGGCGGGCGGGCCAUUAGUCUCCCUCGCAGACGUUCUUAUAGCUCUAACCCUCGCUAACUAACGUCUGCUGAAACGAGCUGCACAUUCCAUUCCCUCCGAUGUCCGACGUCCAUCAUCCAUGGACGUCCAUCGUCCAUGGACGUCUAUCGUCCACCGUCCAGGUUUUUGCACAUGCCGGGAGAUUGGCCGUUUUUAUACUAGAGACGCAUUAUGCGUCUGGACGAACUUGGGCAAGCAUUUGUUGUUCGUCUGGUUAUGCGUCCUCAGUAUAAAGACGGGCACAAGACGCAUUAUGCGUCUAGACGAACUAUGUUCGAUUUUUCUUCUUAAGAGACGCACAACCGAUGAUAGUUCACCUAGACGCACAAUGCGUCUUGUGCCCAUCUUUAUACUGAGCACGCAUAACCGUCUGAACAAUAAAUGCUGAUAGUUUGUCGGAUUAUUCGUCCCGCCUUUAUACUAGACGAGUAAUAUAGAAGACGGAUUAUGCGUCCAGACGCAUAAUGCGUAUCUAGUAUAAAAACGGCCAUUUUAUGCUAUUUUAGACAACACUGAGCUUUUAUCCUUUAAAAGGCUCCUGAACUACGGUUGUUAAACGUAUUCUGCCGUAGCAAAUAACAGUUGAGCAUGUUUUGAAGUGUUAUUCUUAAAAUCAUCGUCCAACUUCAUAGCUCCAAUGCCAAUUGAUGUAGCCUUAUAGCUAUCUGGUCUAGGAGGACAGACUAUAAGAAAUAUUCGAUAUUCGAAUAACAAGUCAAAUAUAAGAAAUAUUCGAUCCCUAUUCGUGCUGGCAUAUAGCAAGCUUUGAUUUGGCGAUAUUAAAUGUAUAAUUAAUAUAGAUUAAACUUUUUCCGUAUCCCAUGAAUAGCGUAGGAAGAAUCGCGAUAACGUCUUCACCACGUAGCAAAUUAAUAAUAGACUUUCUCUGUUCUGAUUUCAACUGAAUUUCGAAACCUAAAAAACUUGAAAUAUCAGAAAGAAUUUCCUCCAAAGCAUUAACAGCCAUAUUUUUAUGGGAAUUUAUACGUCGGCAAAAUUAUUGUUGACAUUUGAGUUACGUAAUUCCGUCAACGAGAUUGACCAAUGAGAAUCAAAGCCGAAGUUUUUUCGGUCAAAAGCACAUUAGUCAGCCAUUUGGGCAGGCGUUUAUUUAACGACGCCCUCUCUUCUUCCGCCCGCAUUAAACGCUUGCUACGCAGGUUACUGCAAGUAAGGAUAAUAAGCACACCCCAUAUACUGACUUACUUCGCUGAAAUCAAUCCUGCUCUAAGUGCAGGGCUGGUUAAUGAGUAAAUAGCCUGGUUAACACCCGGCACUUUCAACUUGAUCAGUAGAAUUAUCGGGCGUUAAACAGAAUAAAGUGCGACUGAAAGUGCGACUGAUAAGGGUACAUUGAGGCCUUAAUGGGUUAGUGUGCAUGAAUGAGUACCGCAUAUUGAAAAUUGUGACAUGUUAUGAAGUUCACGAUUAAGUAUAAUGAAAUACACUAAAUAGGUCUGAUGUGAAAAUGUUGCUUAAUUAAAAGAAAUAAACUGUGGAGAUAAUUAUCACAAAUAUAUCAAAUUGAAGUUUAAUUAAAUCCCACAGAUUGUAAAUAUGCAACCCAUGCGCAUAAAAAUAAUGGUUUCCAUGGCAACAGCAUACCGUGUUUCACUCUGUAACAGUAUAACGGUUAUUCAGGAAGUUUAGUAAGUCAACAUACUUCCAGUGGCGUAACGCUCAUUGGUUAGGGUUAGUUCAAAAACUAAGGCCCCCGACAGUUCGGGGCCCCCAUCAUGCAGCCACGGCCUAUCGCCCAGAAAAUUAGUAAACGUAAAGAAUGCAGGAAAAUUAGUAAUGCUAAUUAAAAAAGCCUCCAUCGACAACGGUUGCUGAUUUUUUUAUUCCAUCUCAAAUAAAACAAAAGUUAUUCUUAUUAGUUGUUACAUGUGUUGGAGACUGUUAUUGUUAUGUUAUAGACACGGAAUUUUCCAGAACAUUCUAUAAAUAUUCAAUAUAAAUAUAAUAUCUCAGUCAAACAAUGACAAUAGUCAACAGGGGCCCCCACACCAAAUAUGCCUAAGGGACCCUCUUCCUACGUUACGCCACUGCAUACUUCACUCCUAAACUUUAUUUCGUUCAUUCUUCAGGUAUAUAACUUUAUCAUUUUAAAACAUGUUUUACCAGAAUGUUUACGACUUUUCGCUGAGCAGUGAACAUGCAUAUUAGACAAUAGAGCCAAUUAUAGGUUUGUUGGUUUAUACAUGUACUGUAGGGUUCCAGUUUCGCAUGUUUUCCCUCAUUUUCCAUUUGGUUUUGUAAAACCUAUGGCAUGAAGGUACCCCCCCCCCCUAAGAGAUACAAUAUUAUAAACGUUUUUGAUUUCAACAGGGGAGUGCGAGGCUGAAAACAAUGACCAAAUUCAAAGGCAAAACAAUAGAUUAAUAAUCUCCUGUAAUAUUCCUUCUAAUAUUCCCCCUAAUCAUCAUGCUUUUUCAUUUUUCUUUCCGAAACAAAAGUGAUUAGUGCAUGUUUCGGACCCAUUUUAUUAAAUGUCUUUCAUAACGAUUUUUUUCUAUUCUGUCUCCUAAAAUGCAACCUCGCCAAUGUGAAAAAUAAGUACGUUAUUUUGAGGCACUUCGGGGACAUGCGUUUAUUCACCUCAGCGCUUCGCGCCUCGGUGAGUAAACCACACAUCCAAAUUGUUUACUCACGCUACAACCACUGUCUAAAGGGACAAGUCUUCAGAACGAUUAUUAUAUAAUAACUACAGUGAAACACGCAAUUUCAUUGCUUUCGCCAGGGCUUUCUAAAAUAUCGGACCAGGAGCGGCUCCAAUGUUUUCCACGCAUGCACCGAUUCUCGUUCCUUAUUCUUUCUAUUAAUUUUAUAAUAUUAUUUCAAUAAUUAAGUAAUAUAUUUUUAACUAGAUAUACAAUACAAUACAAUACAAAUUAAUUUAUGUUAAAAAUAAAUGGUAUUUUAAGUUACCAAUUUUUUCGAAAUAAGUUGUUAAAGGCUCAGUGUCACUUGUUGAGUGAUGUUAUUUAAUUGCUAAAAUUUACUGAUUUUAUUUGAUUUUUUACACGACCAUGUGCGCAUGCUCAGCAGUUAAUUUUAGCAAUUAAAUACAUCGCUCAACAGGUGAGCCUUUAAUAAGCGUUUCCUUCAGGAAUCCUUUCCAUACAUGGUUAAAUUCACUAUAUCUCUUUUUAACGUUAUAUAGUUUCUUGUGAUAAAAUUAAAUUAUAAAUAGAAAAAAAAGAUAGAACGUUUUAAAAUUAUACCCACAGUAAUAUCGCUUUUCUAAUCUGUUUUAUAGACUUGAGGAAUGGACCUUUUUAUUGGGAACUGAAGAUGAUGACAUUGCUUUACUUGGCAUAAAGUGUUUGUAUGAAUUGCAAGAUAUUGACAUCAUGAAAUCAAUUUCCAGAAAAUAUUUGGCAGAAGGAGAUGGAGAGCUGGUUUUACAGGGCCUAAAUAUUGCAGCAGUUGAUUCUACAGCAUUGUUCACGUUUUUCGGUAAUAGCAAGAAUUUAAAACAACUUGCUUUUUUUCAAUGCACAAUACAGGACAACUGCAUCUACCAUUUCAAGUCGUUGUUGAACACUGCAGGUAACACUAUUACCUCUUUUAAGUGGAUUCUGGGACGUUUAGCAGAUAUAGCUGUUGAAUAUCUUGGCGAUGCUUUAAAAAGUAAAAAUUGUAAACUUACUGAAUUGGUUCUCGGUGGUAAUGAAAUAACAGAUCAAGGUGUUGAAUAUCUUCGUGAAGCUUUAAAAAGUGAAAAUUGUAAACUUACUAAAUUGUAUCUCGGUCGUAAUGAAAUAACAGAUCAAGGUGUUGAAUAUCUUAGUGAAGCUUUAAAAAAUAGAAAUUGUAAACUCACUAAAUUGUAUCUCGGUGAUAAUGAAAUAACAGAUCAAGGUGUUGAAUAUCUUAGUGAAGCUUUAAAAAGUAAAAAUUGUAAACUUACUAAAUUGUAUCUCGGUCCUAAUGAAAUAACAGAUCAAGGUGUUGAAUAUCUUAGUGAAGCUUUAAAAAGUAAACAUUGUAAACUUAUUAAAUUGUAUCUCGAUGGUAAUGAAAUAACAAAUCAAGGUGUUGAAUAUCUUAGUGAAGCUUUAAAAAGUAAAAAUUGUAAACUUACUGAAUUGGAUCUCCGUCGUAAUAAAAUAACAGAUCAAGGUUUUGGAUAUCUUAGUCAAACUUCAAGCAAAAGGUAAAAAUUGCAAAUUAUAUAAUUUUAGAACUUAUUUAUUUGAACUUCAGUGUCAUUUAAAUAACAUGCAGAACAAAGCUUUUAGUUGAUGCUUUAAGAAGUAAAAAUUGUGAAUUCACUAGGUUGUAUGUUAGAGAAUGGGUUCCUGAAAGAUUCGGAGCUUAAGAUUACAACUUCUAAAGAAUUGAGUCACGUAGCAGAGAAGUAAAAUAUAUUUUAUAUUGAUUCUUAUUGUUUAGACUGGCUUUCGUAAAGUGGCUAUAACCCACAAUGAUUAUGUUCUGUUAUGUUGUAUUGAUUGCAUAUCAUAUGUUGGUCACAUGACAAAAAAUUUGUUGAUUUGAACGAUUUUAUUUAAAGUUAUCCGGAAUUUUAUCCAUGAGGAUAUUAUGGUGUAUAAUUAAGUUUUUGAGAGGCGGAAAAUAUAGUUGAUUCAGUGUUUUACAGCUAUAACGAGACUAACGAGUACAUUGAAAUUCCUCCUGUUACAUCAUUGAAGUUGCAAAACCUUUAACUCAAGAAUUUAUCAUUCGAGUUAAGAGAUAUCUAAAUAUUAGUGUAUUUACCUGAUAUUGACUCUGAAAUGAUUGACUAAUCAUGGGUGAUAGCCACUUUAAACUUCAAUCGCAUAAGCCGGGAGUUGGGAACUUGUCCCUAUACAGAGCUCUCACUCCAUGGUGAUCCCACGUAGUUAACAAACCCACUGCUUUACUUGAUUUCUGAAUACUAAUAACGGUAUUGACAACUUUUUGAAUUCCGGGUAUUAAUAUUGAAACUGGAAUAUUUAUAAUGAGAAAAUAUUUUUAAAUCUGUCACAUUCCUUACGAAUCAAAUCGUUAAGUGUUUAAAUUGGUUAUAGUACAAAGCAAAUAUCUUCUAUUGAGUUUGUUUAGAUCGUUUUAAUAUAAACACGUGAUAAUGAGACGGCCAUAUUGUCGUGUGACGUCAUCAAUUAUUCACUAGCAAAUUUCAGAAGGAACCGUCAAAGGCCACUAAUAACCAAUUUGUCUCUAGGCAAUAUUUUUUUCAAUCACCAGAAACUUUAAGAACGUCUUCUAGCAUGUCAGCAACACCACUGUAGAUUUGCUAUAGUUACACCAAUAUGACCGUCGUUGGCUUCAUUUAUGCAUGUGGUGCUCUAUCCAGGAUAAUUUUGAGAUCAGCGGUAUUGACUCAAGUUGUAAAAUAGUGUAUGCAUUGGUAAUUUAAUAGCAUAAUUCAUGCCAUAAGCAAGGACGUCGCGAAUUAGGGGAUGUAACACUUACGUGGAUUUUUAUUCUAAAAUUUUACUUGAAAUUUGAAUAAAAAUGCAUGUGGUGUUUCUGAAUGAUAACUUAUACAAAAAAAAUUCGAAAGAAGCGCAAUUCAAUCAUUUACAAUUUCGUUUCAGAAAAUACUAAAAAUACACUAUUAGAGUUUCGAAAAUUAUUUAAAAAAUCCUUAAGGUCCUACACCCAGCCACCGGUAGACCGUUUCCACACCUGUGGUUUGUUUCAUACUAGUGUCUGCUUUUAAAUUCGUACAAGACGUUUCAUAGUCGACAUUUUUCCGUCUGACUGACAGAUGAAUUGUGCAUUUUCAUACGACAUACUGUCGCCCAGUCGAAACAAAUUUGUUAUGUCUUUAAAUUAGAUUCUGUUUAAGAGUAUUAUGAAACCUAUGCAUGUCUAGCAAGGCAUUGCUUUUACGUUUAAAGUGAAAUAGAGCUUUGCUCAACGAAUUUAAGAGCAAAUUUGUGUGACUUUUGAAUCCAAAGUAUGAACCAGGCCUCUGAAACGUAAUUGCAAUGUCAAUGAUAUAAUUGUCAAUGAAAAUUUAUGUGUGUUGCACUACAUGACUGCGUACGUGAAGUAAAUCCUCUAUUAAGCCCCAAUUUAUUUAUGGCACGUUUGAGGGGAUGUUUAUUGGAGAGGGAGGAAUAAUAGGAAAGGGGACUUAGGGAGCCGUCAUAAAGUAAGUGCUACCCUGGGGUGGAGGAUAUUUUUUAUUUUGUUAACAAAGUUUCAUACCCCCCCCCCAAAAAAAAAAAAAAAUUGUCGGAUAAUAUUUGGUAGCCCAUCAAGAUAACGGUCUCAAUGUUUCGUACGUACCCCAUCAUAAAACGACAAGUUUAAGAAUGAUUACACUGUGUAUUAAAUAUGCUGUGCAAUAGUCUCUCUUACAGUCGUUCUUUGAAUAUUUGUGUCAUCGUGUACUUAUCCCCACGAGCCCAUGAAGAGGAAUAAAAUCACAACACAAAGAGCAACUGCAAGGGAGAGUACUUGAGCAAUAGUCAAAUCUUUUAUGAGACAAAGAUGCCGUGAUGUAUGAAAAAUUAUUUGGACCAUGAACGGAGCCGUAAUAAUAAACUGUAUUAACACUUGACAAUUUUUGUAUUGAAACAAACACAUUUUAUUUCCUCACCUUGAUACCUGAAAAAAAUUUCAUACCCCAUCCCAAUAUCCUCCGCUCAGGGGUAGCACUUGCUUUAUGAUCGCUCCCUUAUUGAUCGUGAUUUAGAUAUCUAAACGUGAUAACCUAAAAUCUAAUAUAAACGUCCAGGAUGAUUUCUUUAAAUCUAUUCGGUAAACAUGUGUUUGUAUAUGAAGGGGAUGGGGGGGGGG
This is a messenger RNA of Paramuricea clavata, 25406 nucleotides long. NCBI's taxonomy places the organism in Eukaryota, Metazoa, Cnidaria, Anthozoa, Malacalcyonacea, Plexauridae. The record is from the annotation of a GenBank genome assembly.